AUGUUCACAGUUUCUCCUGAUCCAGGCUCUACUGUCAACAUCAGCAACAGUGAAGAUAAAAGUUGCAAAGUGUGCACAGGCUCAGGUAGUUCACGACAAUGUAGCACCUCUCUGGUGUUACAACACAACACUCCUGUCUCUGUGGAGUUCGACUGCUCCAAACCUCAAGAAGUAUUUACUGUAGAAACUGUACAAAACAUAGACUGCAGCACAAGCUCGUGCAGCAACCACAUCAACCUGGAUGGCUCCGGUUUGCAGAGUUUGUUGGACUUUAACCGCAGGUUCACCUGGAACAUAACGGCUUUGCACAAAGCCUUCAAGUUAGACUUCACUAAGACGGGCCUGAGACAGAUCAGUCCAUCAGAAACAUGUCCUGACAAACACACCUUCACUCUCCUGGCUUCAAGAAAGGUUCUUGUAGGGAAAUACUGCAGGUCUGGUUCCAUCAGCAGGGCUCAGGUCCUGGGUCAGGGCAGCUUUUCUGUGGACAUCCCUGCAGGACAGAAGCUGCAGAAUGACCAGAUUGAUGUGACUGUAGGGGAGAAGAUCAGAACUCUUGCCAAAAUCUCUCUCACAUUACCGAACGGCACCUCGACCUCCGAGCUGCUCUCACCAAACUACCCUAAAAGUUUUCCUAAUGACGAUGAGAUGGAGUGGGCCUUCCAGGUGCCGCUCUACCACAGAGCAGCUGUUGAGUUUCGGGGCUUCACGCAGCCGCAGUGCUGGAAGAAAGAGACAGCGGUGGAGUACCACAGCAACACAAGGUCUGCGUUAGUCCUGAGCCUGGACGAAGCCCAGCCGCAGCAGUACCGAGGCAGCUUCUCUAUGAUCCUCAGGAACUGCAAGAUGGACAGAAGUUCUGCUUGUGGACUUUCCCUGAACUUCACUGUGACCGUUUCGAGUUUGGAAGUGUUGUGUCAAGUGGACCUCAGCGAUGCCAAGGACUUUUCUCUCAGCAUUAAUAAAGUCAGGUUGAACUCUGACUGCCUGAUGAAGAUGAACUCUGUGACGAUGAGGAACAUUACAGUCACGUCAAGCAGUAAACUGAUUUUCACAAACUGUUUUCCUGAAGAUGUUGAAGUUACAGCUAAACGCACAGUAGACUGCAGCGAUCUCAAAGACUGUCUGAAGACCGAAGUAGAUCUGUUGGUGCCUCAGCUGCCAUCCUGCCUCCCUGCCCCUUUGAGCAGCGUUACCUGGACUCUGCGUCCCAUGCAGCAUGGCACCGUAGCUCUGACCUCAGCCCUGAGACAGGACCUGCCUGAGCAGCAGUGCAAUGACAGUAUCACUGUCAAAAUCACUGAAGAAGAUGGUUUGACUGUUGGUGAUUUCUGCUUUGAGGGAGCCAUAGAGAAAGUCCUCGUCCAUGCUGUUGUGUCUGUUACUCUGAAGUCCAGAACGGGGACUGAAGCACUAAGGAACCCCAAACCUCUGUUAAAAGCAUCUUUUGAAACAGACAUACCUGAAAACUACAUAUUCAUGGUGUCUCUAUCAAAUAGCAGCCCUGUCUUCCUGGCCACCCCCAGUUGGCCACAAGGCAUGAAGUCGUCUUCAAACGUCUCCUGGAUUGUUUCCGUUCCCUCAAAAAUGAAGGCAAACCUGAUGUUCCUCAACCUGAACCAGCCCAAGUGCAGCAAAAACCACACCACAAUCAACGUGUCGAGAGUUGGUAGCAUCGAGGAGUACUACAGCUGUACCGAGGCCGAGAAGGCAGGCUCCAAGAUCACCAUCUCCAAUAACUUCUACCUCAACAUGUCCAACUGUGAGCCUGAAAGUGGACACUUCCGCGCACUGACAAAGAUCACCCUGCAGAAGAGCUCUAGUCUGAUCAUCAUAUUCAGCGUGGUGGCUGCUCUGCUCAUAGUUUUUAUCAUAGUACUGGUACUGGUGUGCAUCAUUGUUAGGAAGAAGAAGGAAAAGUUAAACCAUCAAGUGGCUGUUUACAAUUCAGGCAUCACCACCUUCCAACCAGGGGACAACGAUGAUUCUCAUGUCUACACGUCCAUUGAGGACACGCUUGUCUACUCACACCUGUUGAAAAAAGGUAUAGAGAUGGGCACUUAUGGAGAUGUUGACACCUACCAGCCCUUCACCGGACCAACAGACUCCCAGAUGCCACCAGUCUGCAAUGAUGAUGGAGAUGACAACAUGGAGGUUCCCCUGCCGUCUCGUCUCUCGUCUCAACGGGGUCGUCCGCUUCCAGACAGACCCCCAUUACAUCCAGCCCCUGGUGGACAACAAGACUCAGCUCCAACAUGAAAAGAAAAGUAGUUUGAAACCAGAG
Messenger RNA from Nematolebias whitei (Rio pearlfish), 2284 nucleotides. RefSeq names its product CUB domain-containing protein 1. Lineage: Eukaryota; Metazoa; Chordata; Actinopteri; Cyprinodontiformes; Rivulidae. The record is from RefSeq and is a predicted model, not a curated record. Bases 1 to 2259 code for a protein of 752 amino acids. The transcript has 8 exons.